AUGGAGCCUGAGGAUCCUGGGUGGGUGAUUCGGGAGGGGAUGGUUUGUCCGGAUUGUCAGAGGAAGGAGUUGGAGGGGGUGGAGGGUGAGGAGGGAGAGAAGGGUGAGGAGGGCGAGAAAGGUGAGAAAACAGACCUAGAGCACGAACUCACCACCCUCGAACACGCCCUCGAAGACCUCGAACUCCAGCACCUCGACGCCGCGCUCCACGAAUCCCUGCACCAGCACACGCAACUCCACGAAACGGCCCUCGAAACCGCGAAACAGAACUCCCUCGCAGACGCGCCGGAGCCGCAGCAGCAGCAGAGUCUCGAGCACCAUGUCGAGGAGAUGGCGCGCGCCAAGGAGGCGAGUAGGGCGAGGGUGGAGAGUUAUAGGGAGUUGUUGGAGGGGUAUAGGCGGUUGAUGGCAGAGGGGAAGCUUGGAGGGGAGGGAGGGGGUGGUGAGGAGGAGGGAGUCGUUGGUGCUGGACCGUCAAGUCCACGCGCUUCGUCUAUCGCUACGACUACGACGAAAGCCAGGCCUUCUUCUUAUUCUCCCCGCAACAAACGACGCUGGCCUUUCCAAGACGACGACCAUCGCCAAUUGUACGAAGACAAUGACGACCGCGAUCCAUCUCCUUCUGCUUCGUCAUCUAGAGUGGGAAGGUUCCGGGAAGGAGUCGCCUUGGACCCUGCAGAAAGCUUCGCUGGACGACCAACGAGCCACGCGAGCAAUAGUCGUCGCUCCAGUCAGCAGCCUGCUGCAGCAGGCGAUGAAGGAGAGGCAACAACAACACAACGUGUUCAGUUUGCCGAUGGUGAGGGUCGUGAUGAGCAGCGACAUCGACGACGGAGUCUGCUCAAGAGGCUUCGUCCUGGAAGCGGCGAGAAGAAGUGA
Molecule: messenger RNA, 879 nt
Organism: Zasmidium cellare ATCC 36951
Lineage: Eukaryota; Fungi; Ascomycota; Dothideomycetes; Mycosphaerellales; Mycosphaerellaceae
Exons: 3
Coding region: 1-879 (292 amino acids)
Source: RefSeq, a predicted model, not a curated record